AUGGCUUUUACAGACGAUGCAGUUAAGGCCAAGCUCUCAGCUCUGAAUGACUCGCAGGAGAGCAUUGUGACUGUCGCGCAGUGGGUCAUGUUCCACAGACGCCAUGCGGAACGCACUGGCCAAAUCUGGCUUCAGAAGAUUCGUGACUCUCCACCUCCCAAGCGACUCAACCUGAUCUACCUGGCCAAUGAGGUGGCUCAGCAGUCCAAAGUCCGCGGAAAAGAUGAUUUCCUCAUCGCAUUUUCCCCUAUUAUUGUCGAUGCUACGUCAGCGGCUUAUAAGGGCUCGACAGUUGAUUACCAACAAAGGAUCCGGCGGGUCGUGGAGGUUUGGAGGCAGCGCAAUGUGUUCGAUGGAGCUAUAUUGGAUGCUGUGGAAGCUCGGAUAGACGAACUCGACAAAGCUCGCUCCACCACCAAGAAGCAAUCUCUCGGAGGUUCCUUUUUCAAGGACACUUCCUCGGGAUCCACGCCGACUGAGCUGCAGCCACUGGUCCCAUUGCAGGUUGCUCUCAGCAAAGCCGUCAUCAAGUCCAACAGCUCCUCCACAACCGCUACUUCGGAGUUUGACAAGCUUCAUGACCCUAAUGCCCCGAAGCCUACACUCCCCGUUCACGCUGCACGUCUUAGUUCACUUCUCAAGACGCUCGCCAACGCAGAGAACUCCGUUUCUGAGGUAAUCAAAUCACGCCGCGAGCUGAUCGAUGGACUUGAGAAGAUUCUGCAGACAAACCGUGCAGAACUAUCCAAGGAGGAAGCACUCGGUGCAGAGUUCUCCCAGAAAAAGGCCUCUGUCGAUAACAAGAAGCGCGAGGUCGAAGAUGCGAUUAUGCGUGGUCUGCCUAGUGAAGAAUCGUCUACAUAUCCCAGCGACAAUAUUGGACAUGGCGACCCGGCCGGCCGCCCAGAAAUUGAAGCCUUGACUCCUCCCCCAGUGGAGGCUAUCACGCCCGUCGGUUCCCCACAGCCAGAAAAGCAACAGCUCCGGCACGGCCCUUUCACUGAAGAGGCAGAUGAUGACACCGCAGAUUGGAGCCAAAUGAACAUCCCGGGCAUUCAGCAGCCAGGCAAUGUAGCUUCCGUCUCUGAUGGAACCGCUGCUGUUCUCCCCGGGUAUGGCAAUGACUUCCAUGUCACCGCUAAUGGCCAUGCGAAGAGGCGCAAGAUCUCGCAUGGCGAGGAGGACUAUGCGGCAUUUGCGGGUGGGGAUUUGGAUGCCGAUGUAGCUGACCUGCUUGCCAACCAGGGCAAAUAG
Molecule: messenger RNA, 1254 nt
Organism: Penicillium paradoxum
Lineage: Eukaryota; Fungi; Ascomycota; Eurotiomycetes; Eurotiales; Aspergillaceae
Product: CTD-interacting domain-containing protein
Exons: 5
Coding region: 1-1254 (417 amino acids)
Biological process (GO): mRNA 3'-end processing
Cellular component (GO): RNA polymerase II, holoenzyme
Molecular function (GO): RNA polymerase II C-terminal domain binding
Source: RefSeq, a predicted model, not a curated record